Messenger RNA from Phragmites australis (common reed), 1480 nucleotides. RefSeq names its product ethylene-responsive transcription factor 3-like. Gene Ontology annotation, biological process: regulation of DNA-templated transcription. Gene Ontology annotation, molecular function: DNA-binding transcription factor activity; DNA binding. The transcript is spliced from 2 exons. NCBI's taxonomy places the organism in Eukaryota, Viridiplantae, Streptophyta, Magnoliopsida, Poales, Poaceae. The coding region runs from base 181 to 765 and encodes 194 amino acids. The record is from RefSeq and is a predicted model, not a curated record.
GGGUGGUGGAGACGCGAACGCGAGGGCGAGGGGAGGACGAAACCAAAGCGAAUGCCCGCAAAAAGGACCAAAAAACCAGGAGGGCAAAGGCCAAAGGGAACCAGAGCAGGGGGAGGGAAAUAAAACUACUGGCCAAACCCUAGCCGAGCCCCGUGUCAGCCCUCCGCCUGCCCCGCCACGAUGCGCCGGGCGAAACCGCCGCCGCCGCCGCAGCCGUCGACGGAGAUCCGGUACCGCGGGGUGCGGAGGCGGCCGUCGGGGCGCUACGCCGCCGAGAUCCGGGACCCGACCAAGAAGACCCCGAUCUGGCUCGGGACCUUCGAUUCCGCCGAGGCCGCCGCGCGCGCGUACGACACCGCCGCCCGGUCCCUCCGCGGGCCCACCGCCCGCACCAACUUCCCCAACGCCGCGCCCUCCGCGCCGCCGUCACGGCCGCGUGCGGCCGUGGCGGCUGCGGCGGCCACGUCCAGCCACAGCAGCACCGUAGAGUCAUGGAGCGGCCGCCGCAGCCGCACCGUAGAGUCAUGGAGCGGCGGCGCCCCCCGCGCCGCUGCCGCCCUAGCACGCAGCGCCGCCCCGACGGAGGAGGACUGCCGCAGCUACUGCGGCUCAUCGUCGUCCGUCCUCUGCGAAGACAGCGGCGGAGACGACGCGGCCGCCUCCCGCGCGCCCCUGCCCUUCGAUCUGAACCUGCCGCCUCCUCUAGAUGCGGCCGCCGAGGCCGAUCAGAUGGGUGCCCGCUACGACACGCUGCUCCGCCUCUAGCUCACGAGAAUAGCGAGGAUUCCGAGGCAGGAUUCAGAACAAGAUCGAGGCAAACGCUGCUCUCUGCUCCGCUCUUGUCCUUCUUUGGCUGAUCCGGUGGUGUUCCCUCGCUAGAUGGAUAAUUCUUGCUUUUCCCCCUUUCUUUUCUUCUUUUUUCUUACCACGAUGAUGAUGACGAUGAUUCGAUAUGUGAAUAAUUCUGUCAUGUAAACUGCGAGGAAGGAAAUCUGAGCUUUUCCUUUAACUUUCUCUAGUAUUUCGGGUGAUAUUGCUGCUGCUGUUGUUUCAUUAGUUGGAAAGUGGUUCUUCUCUCAAGCCGGCUGAUUCUAUUCGUUUGCUAUUUCUUGUAAGCAUUGGCAUAAGAUUGACUGGUUCAUUGAUCAUAUCUUGUGGCCUUGAAGCAAUUUCUUGAAGACUCAUUUGUCGUGACUCUGAAGCAAUUCCCUGAAGACUCGAGACGAUGAUGUAGAUUAUUUGCUCAUUGAGAUGUGUAUGUUUCAGGAUGUCUAAUUCUGAUGAGUAACACAUGUGUAGCUCCUGCUUAUGCAUAAUUGUUGGCCCUUCCUUAUAGUGUGAGUGUACAAAUACAAUGCUCAUCUGUCAUGUUUGAUUAACUGAAUGUUCAUCUCGAAACAAGUGGUCGAAUUGAACCGCAGGAGUUAUAGUUCGUAGUCCUAGUUUCCUGAUGAUAUCUAAAUUGUAUAAGCUUGAUUCU